Molecule: messenger RNA, 469 nt
Organism: Paramecium octaurelia
Lineage: Eukaryota; Ciliophora; Oligohymenophorea; Peniculida; Parameciidae
Source: the annotation of a GenBank genome assembly
AUGUAAUUCUAACAAGCUGAAGAAAUAAGUCAUUUUAAGAAAUUAACAAGAACUAUAUUAGAUUUAUUGUAAAUAGUUAAAUUACUAAAAAUAAGAGUUCAUGAACAGAGAAGAUUUCAGAAGUAAAUUAAGGGAAUUUCGUCUAAGAAGUAAAUUAUAAAGUACACAGGUAUCAAAAGUUAUUUGGAAGAUGAAAAAAAGAUGAAUAACAGUUGCUGUUUAAAAUUGUAUUUAGUAUAAUUAUGCAUUCAUUUUAUUUAGGCAAUUUAGUAAGAAUGAACCUAUUAAGUAAAAAGAGGUUUCAUUUUCUGGAUAUAGACAAAUUCAUCCACUUUAACAAACAAUCCAAAUUAAGGUUCAAACCAAUAGAACCAUAAAAACGUAUGAUAAAAUUGAGAAAACACUCAUAGAUUUAAGUGGCAUUUAAUUUAAUUUUAAGUUAUUCAUAUUGUUAAUUAAGAAAGACUGA